Pogoniulus pusillus (Red-fronted tinkerbird) is the source of this 490-nucleotide messenger RNA. RefSeq names its product heat shock protein family B (small) member 3 (gene HSPB3). Gene Ontology annotation, cellular component: cytoplasm; nuclear speck. The record is from RefSeq and is a predicted model, not a curated record. Bases 41 to 490 code for a protein of 149 amino acids. The transcript has a single exon. Lineage: Eukaryota; Metazoa; Chordata; Aves; Piciformes; Lybiidae.
CCCAUCGCGACACCAGCAGCAGCUUCUUUCUGCCCCAGCAAUGGCAGAAGCUGUUAUAAGGCACUGGGUAGAAACCCCCGUACGCUACCAAGAGCAGUUUGCUGCCCAAGAGCUGGAAGCACACAAACUAGAUCACUCUUUAUACGCUUUGCCAGGCCCUGCUAUGGCCACUCUGAGCGGCAGCGGGUGUGCCAUGGGCAGCACGGCGGAGGCUGGGGCGAGCGGCCGGGAGGAGGAAGCCAGACGCUUUCGGGUCCUGCUGGACGUUGUGCAGUUCCGCCCUGAAGAUAUCAUCAUUCAGACGUUCGAAGGCUGGCUGCUGAUCAGAGCUCAGCACGGACCCAGGAUGGACGAGCACGGCUUCGUAGCCAGGAGCUUUACCAGGCAGUACAAAUUGCCUGAGGGAGUGGAGAACAAAGAUUUGUCUGCUCUCUUCUGCCAUGACGGUAUUUUGGUCGUUGAGAUGAAGAACUCGGUGGGAAGGAAUUAG